CAUUCGAAGGUGGGAUUAUGUGUUGUGUUGCAAGAGCUACAUGUUUUAUUUCCUUAACUUGUUUUCUUGUAAUUUUCCGUAGCUAAAUUCCAUCAUUUAGAUUGGAUGUAUUGCCAGUAUUUACAUUUCUUUGUUUUAAAGGGAGAAGCGACUUAUUAAGAUGGGGUAUAUGUUUGUAGAGAAACACACCUAUGAUCUUCUCCAUUUGAAGAGGUCUCCUGGGAUUAGAUCUUGGUCCCUCCUCAUUGGAAUUUCUUCGGUUGGACUAGCAGCAGCCUAUUACAGCUCUGAUAGUGUGUUAUGGAAGAUGUUCUAUGUGACGGGAUGUUUAUUUGUAGCUCUACAGAAUAUGGAGGAAUGGGAGGAAGCAGUUUUUGAUAAAUCUAAGGGAGAGAUAGAACUGAAGACUUUUAGUCUGUAUACCAUGAUAUUGACUCUCUGGAGAAGAGGGCAUGAGACAGUGUUGAUAGAUCUGCAGCACUUGCGAGAUGUGAGUGUUCAGGAGGAGAGGGUGAGGUAUCUGGGGAAGGGUUACCUGUUGGUGCUGCGCCUGGCAACUGGCUUCUCUCACCCUCUUACACGGAGUGCCACCCUGGGGUCACACUGUGAUGUAGAGGCAGUAGCUGCUCUUCUGAAACGCUUCUUGGGUCUUGAGGAGUUACAAGAGCACUUGGGAGAAGAUGAUUAUCCUGAUGAAGAUGACAAUGAAGAUUUGGGAUUGGGUGAUAGCAGUGACUCAAAAGAUGAGUGUGAUCUUUAAAACCCUUCAUGAUCUGUUAUCAUGAAAAUGGUGAAAGACACUAUAUCAUGCCUAUAAUGAAUAGACUUGCACUCCAUUCUUACAAUCAACCCAAUGACAAUCUAUAAGCUUGAUCCUUCCUUGUUGCAUUGUAUUUUCACAUCCAUUUUAUAAGUGGCAUUAGAAAAUAUUCCUCUGUAUAUUUUGCACAAUGGAUGCAUGAAUGAUUUGGAUGUUAUAAAUGCAUUAAGAACUCCCUUUCCAUUGGUCAAUAAGUAGGUGGUCAUGUGCUCUAAACCUCUAUGCAUGCUUAUGCAGAUCAUAAUGUGCCUUUAUUCACAAAUUGCAUUCAGUGAAAAUAGGGAUUUAAUGAACAUGUAUUCAAACUCGCAGCUUUUUUUUUUUUUGUACUUUGUAUACAUUUCAUUAGUUUUUAACCUAAAGCUAGAAAAAGUCCGCUGCUCAGAAAUCGCUUGUCUUCAGGAGAUGUUUGUUGGUUUUGUAGCUUUGUCUUUUACAUUACUGUUAAUAGUUCUGCUACAGAAAUAUUUUUUUAUUGACAACUUUUUGAAACUGGAUUAAUUACAUAAAGUAUAAAUCAUGCAGAUGCUUAUAUGUGAUGCAUUCAUUUUCUAUUAAAACAUAUAUAUUUAG
Xyrauchen texanus (razorback sucker) is the source of this 1393-nucleotide messenger RNA. RefSeq names its product cytochrome b-245 chaperone 1 homolog. The record is from RefSeq and is a predicted model, not a curated record. The coding region runs from base 161 to 760 and encodes 199 amino acids. NCBI's taxonomy places the organism in Eukaryota, Metazoa, Chordata, Actinopteri, Cypriniformes, Catostomidae. The transcript is spliced from 7 exons.